CCCCGCCCGCCCGGGCUGGGGAGCGCUACGAAUUGACCAAGUGAAGCUACAACUUUGCGGCAUAAAUUGCGGGGUCGGAACCAUGUCGCUGACCAACACAAAGACGGGGUUUUCAGUCAAGGACAUCUUGGACCUUCCGGACACCAACGAUGAGGAAGGCUCUGUGGCCGAAGGGCCGGAGGAGGAAAGCGAAGGGCCGGAGCCCGCCAAGAGGGCCGGGCCGCUGGGGCAGGGCGCCCUGGACGCGGUGCAGAGCCUGCCCCUUAAGAGCCCUUUCUACGACAGCAACGACAACCCCUACACUCGCUGGCUGGCCAGCACCGAGGGCCUCCAGUACUCCCUGCACGGGCUAGCGGCCAGCGCUCCCCCCCAAGACUCCAGCUCCAAGUCCCCAGAGCCCUCGGCUGACGAGUCACCGGACAAUGACAAGGAGACCACGGGCGGCGGGGGGGACGCAGGCAAGAAGCGAAAGCGCCGAGUUCUCUUCUCCAAAGCGCAGACCUAUGAGCUGGAGCGGCGCUUCCGGCAACAGCGGUACCUGUCGGCUCCGGAGCGCGAGCACCUGGCCAGCCUCAUCCGCCUCACUCCUACGCAGGUCAAGAUCUGGUUCCAGAACCAUCGCUACAAGAUGAAGCGCGCCCGGGCCGAGAAAGGUAUGGAGGUGACACCCCUGCCCUCGCCGCGCCGUGUGGCAGUGCCGGUGUUGGUCAGGGACGGCAAACCGUGCCACGCGCUCAAAGCCCAGGACCUGGCAGCCGCCACCUUCCAGGCAGGCAUCCCCUUUUCCGCCUACAGCGCGCAGUCGCUGCAGCACAUGCAGUACAACGCCCAAUACAGCUCGGCCAGCACCCCCCAGUACCCGACAGCACACCCCCUGGUCCAGGCCCAGCAGUGGACUUGGUGAGCGCCGCCCCUCCAAGACUCGAGGCCGUAGGCCCUGGCCCCACCCCAGCGGCGGCGGUGGCGAGGAGGACUCGAUCCUUACCACAGUUAUUAUUAUUAUUAUUAUAAUUAUUAUUGUAGAGUCGAGCCGAUGCUCGACUCAGUUG
Phodopus roborovskii (desert hamster) is the source of this 1049-nucleotide messenger RNA. RefSeq names its product NK2 homeobox 2 (gene Nkx2-2). Gene Ontology annotation, biological process: cell differentiation; regulation of transcription by RNA polymerase II. The coding region runs from base 83 to 904 and encodes 273 amino acids. The transcript is spliced from 2 exons. NCBI's taxonomy places the organism in Eukaryota, Metazoa, Chordata, Mammalia, Rodentia, Cricetidae. The record is from RefSeq and is a predicted model, not a curated record. Gene Ontology annotation, molecular function: DNA-binding transcription factor activity, RNA polymerase II-specific; RNA polymerase II cis-regulatory region sequence-specific DNA binding. Gene Ontology annotation, cellular component: nucleus.